AAAACAAGACCCUGUUUGUUUGUCUGUUUUGUUUUAGAGAAAGAGACCCAAAAAGAGAUGGGUAAGAUAGUGGAGAAGAGGAUGAAGAAGAAGGGCAGGCCUUCUCUUAUGGACAUCCAAAAACGAGCCGUUAAAGAACAACAACAGCAAGAGCAGCUUCAGAAGAGAAGCAACACUUCUGCCCAUAGUUCCUUCUCUAAUUACAAAUCUGCCACUACCGUUUCUCUUCGGCGAUCCACCCGCCGGAAUCCGAAUGUUUCCCCAGAGAGGGACCAUAUAGACAAUGAAGAUGAAUUAUUGCGUGGGAAGCGGAGGGAGAAGAAGAUGAAGCUGGUGCUCAAAUUGCCUGCAUCGCAAAAUUCGCCUCGUGAUUCAGGGGCCUCAGAUACUGAACUGAACUUGGAGGUCGAGGACGAUAAUCAUCAUCUUGCAGCGUCGAACCAGGAGAUGCUAAAAAUCAAUGCGAUUGGGGAUGGAUCUGGGAUCGGCGAGAGUGACAAGGCGGAGAAGCCUGUUUCUAGUACUAACCAAGCAAGUAAACACCCAGGGACUUGGUUGGAUUCGGGUCUCUCAACUCCUUUACCUGAUGAAAAGCUAUUACUGUUCAUCCUCGAUAGGCUUCAAAAGAAGGAUACUUAUGGUGUAUUCUCUGAGCCAGUUGACCUCAAUGAGCUUCCGGAUUACCUUGAUGUCGUUGAACACCCUAUGGAUUUCAGCACUGUGCGAAAGAAACUCGCUGGUGGAGUUUAUUCCUACUUAGAACAGUUUGAGAAAGAUGUUUUUUUAAUCUGUUCGAAUGCGAUGCAGUAUAAUGCCCCAGAUACCAUCUAUUUUCGCCAGGCACGAUCCAUACAAGAGCUUGCCAAGAAGAAUUUUGAAAAUUUAAGGCAAGAAAGUGAUGAUAAUGAACCUGAACGCAAGGUGGUGAGGAGGGGUAGACCACCAACCAAGAAUUUCAAAAAACAUCUUGGCAGGCCUUCAUUGGAGCGUGUUGGUUUGGACUUUUCUUCAGAUGCAAGUCUUGCUACUGGGGUAGAAAGUAAUAUAGUAUCCAGUGAUAUGAGAAAAAUCACUCCUGUAUCAGACAAGUCUGGCUUUUCAGACCCAUCAGGACAAUAUGGUUCUCAGAAAAAUUUUAGCAUGUUGGAGAGAAAUGAUGAUACUUCAGGAUUCAUCUUUAAGGGCAGUUCAAUGAAACACGGGAAAAAACAAGUUGUUCAUGAUGAGAACAGGCGGAACACCUACAAGCAAUACCAACCCUUGGCCAGUCGACAGGAUCCAUCUGUUUACAAUGCUUUCGGUAUAGAGAUGAAAAAUCUAAUGCCGAUAGGAUUUCGCGCAGAGUAUGGUUAUGCAAGGAGCCUUGCUCGUUUUGCGUCAAAUCUCGGACCUGCCACAUGGAAAAUAGCUUCAAAAAAGAUAGAAAAGGCUUUGCCGCCGGGAGUUAAGUUUGGCCCUGGAUGGGUCGGAGAAAAUGACAUUGCAAUGAGGCCUUUGGUUCAACCUUCACCAACUGCUGGUCUGUCAUCGUCAUCUGGGCCAUUCUUUCGCCCUGAAUGCCCUGAAAGUUCAUAUCCUGUUGAGAUAUGUUCUACCACCAUUGGUUCUACCACCAUUGAACCAAAAGGGGAGAAAGAACAAUUGUCCGAGAAACUUCACGGACAGAGUUUGUCAGAGAAGCCCUCAGUUCCUCCGGCUUUGACCGACAAUUUAAGCAAGCCCCCUCCUCAAACUACCUCCCCAUCCCUCUCCACUGCCAACAGAUUGUCUGACUCAUGUGUUGAAAAGGCAGAAGUUCUUGAGAGAUUGAAUUCCCUGACUGGGUUGAAUGCUUUGAACAGAAACUCGAAUGCAAUCAGUCCAAGACCUCCCUUUCAGAAAAUACAGAGCCCGCCACUUCACCCUGGCAUGAAAGGAGUCAAUGGUACAUAUGGUUUUAACGUCCAAUCCCAGACGAGGAAAAUAGGUGGUGCUACCAGACCUCUUGGGUUUAACUUUCAGUCGUCUCAGACGCUUGAAAGUGUGUCUAGAGCAAAUGCUAACUUAGCCCGCCCAUCAACUUCAAACGCUAAAAACUCGGAGGAGAUGAAGUUAUCUGAAAAUUCAAGUGCAGUACGUCCAAGCAGUUUGUUGCCUGAUUCUGGGGGCCACGCAUCUGCAUCCCCUGGACCAAGGCUUCUUUCACAGCCAUCUAGGCAAGGAUCACAGCCGCAAGAAAAAUCCGACUCAAUAUUGUCACCACAGCAGAAGCCAGAUUCAGUCCCUCCAGACUUGAAUAUUGGCUUCCAGUCGCCAGGGUCCCCUAGUUCUUCUAAUCAACUUGAUUCAGUGCAGCUAGAUUUAGCAUUGCAGCUAUGAGAAUAAUUGGAGUUAUUCCAUUUCCCUCUCAUAUAAUUAAAUUAACCAUAGAAUUGGUCAGGUUGGAACAAUGCUGCCCCUGGAAGAACAAGAGAGGAAUUCUUGGAUGUAGAGCAAGUCCAAGCUACACCUAACUGUAUUGAGUAUUGUAAAAUGAGUAGGUGGUUGUUUCUGUACAGAUUAAUCAUUAAUUUUUAGGUCCCCAAUGUGAAAACAGGCUUCAUUUGUAACAUUGUAAGACCAUUAUUUAGUCAGAAUAUGAUUGUAGAUACAUCAUACAAGAUGUAUGUUGAUUCAGACAGGAUAAUUCCCAUUGGCCAAUAUACUUUGUGGACUGCAAAUGUGAAGUUGAUUCUAAA
This is a messenger RNA of Tripterygium wilfordii, 2717 nucleotides long. RefSeq lists its product as uncharacterized. The coding region runs from base 58 to 2358 and encodes 766 amino acids. Lineage: Eukaryota; Viridiplantae; Streptophyta; Magnoliopsida; Celastrales; Celastraceae. The record is from RefSeq and is a predicted model, not a curated record. Gene Ontology annotation, molecular function: protein binding. The transcript is spliced from 9 exons.